GUAAAAAUUAUAAGUAUGAGAAAUCUCCGCAAAGCAGAUUUGUUGAGCCAAAGUGAUUGCUAUGUGAAGCUGUGGCUGCCAACAGCUUCGCAUCAGGAAGCCCGGACAAGAGCUGUGUGUAACUGCAGAAACCCUGUCUGGAAUGAAACCUUUCACUUCAUGAUACAGAGACAAGUCAAGAACAUCCUGGAGUUGACUGUCUGUGAUGCGGAUACUUUCACACCAGAUGACAAGCUCUUGACGGUUUGCUUUGAUGUUGCUAAAAUCCCACUUGGAGAAAAAGUUCAGCUGAAUUUUGAGUUAAAUCCAGAGUCUCGUGAAGUUUCCUGUUUGGAGAUACAGGUGGAUGAAACAAAAAUGAAGAGCCCUUACACAAGAGGAGAUUUCACGUUCACAUUGAAAGGAUCCUAUGAAGAAAGCCAGGAUGUUUCCAUAGGUCCUCACUGCAGACAGGGAGACAGUGAAACCACCUUGUUCCACUAUGUCAAGCACAGUCAACCCAGACUGCACAUGAUGCUGCCAAAGGAGUGUGUUCUCUGUGAGGAUGCCUCAGCUAGGAAGGAAAUGGAUGUAAGGAGUCCCCUGGCUGUGCCUCUUCAUUCUCUGGACUUGGACAAAAAGGUGACAGUGAUAAAAGGUGAAUCAUACGAGGUGUCUGCGAAGGAAGAAGAUGGUUGCAAGAAUUUAGACUUGCGGUUGGGGUUUGAUCUAUGUGCAGAAGAACAGGAUUUCCUAAGUAAAAGGAAGAAGGUGGUUGCUGCUGCUCUGAAAAAUAUUCUUCAUCUAGAUGAAGACCUGCAGGAGGAUGAGGUGCCAGUGGUGGCAGUCAUGACCACAGCUGGAGGAGUGCGGUCCAUGACGGCUAUGUUUGGUAGUCUUCUGGCUCUCCAGAACUUAGGUGUUUUGGACUGCGUCUCAUACAUCAGCGGUUUAUCUGCCACAACAUGGGCCAUGGCAAAGAUAUAUGAAGAUGCAAAUUGGUCACAGAAGGAUCUCAGAGGACCAAUUUGUGAUAUCAGGCAACAUGUGACCAAGAGCAAGCUACACUGUUUCUCGUUGGAUCAUAUGAAAUACUAUGAAAAGGAGCUUUGUAAAAGAAAGCGAGACGGGCACAAGCUGUCCUAUACAGAUUUAUGGGGACUCUUCAUUGAUUGUAUGAUACAUCAUCAGGAAAGUACUCACAAACUCUCUGAUCAACAACUGGCAGUAAACCAGGGGCAGAAUCCACUGCCUGUAUACCUGUCCCUCAAUGUCAGGGAUGGCUUUAGCACUCUGGAUUUUAAAGAGUGGGUGGAGUUCACACCUUAUGAGGUGGGUUUCCCAAAAUAUGGGGCCUAUGUUCGUUCAGAGGAUUUUGGUAGUGAGUUCUUCAUGGGCCACCUGAUGAAGAAGAUCCCAGAGUCCCACAUCUGCUUCUUGGAAGGCACGUGGAGUAAUAUAUUUUCCCAUAGUUUUAUGGAUGCUGUCUACCUCUCGGGUCAUUCAGAGGACUUCUGGCACAGAUGGACCCAAGGCACUAAGCAUGACAUUGAGGAACGGCCUGCUCUGCCCAUGAAGCCUCAUGAACAGCCAACUUGCUUAUCCACUCCCCAAGGUUUCCUUUCUAAUACUCUUCGAGAAAUGAUAACUAAGCGGCCAGUGGUUUCAACGUACAAUAACUUUCUCAAGGGUUUGCAGCUCCAUAACAAAUAUCUAGAGAAUGAGAGCUUCUGCAUGUGGAAAGACACAGUGCUUGAUACUUCUCCCAAUGAACUGAACAAAAUGGGUGACUACCUCAAGCUGAUAGACACAGCUUUCUUCAUCAACACCAGCUGCCCACCCAUUCUGAGGCCAGAGAGGAAAGUGGAUGUCAUUUUGCAUUUAAAUUACAGCGGAGGACCACAGACUCUGCCACUGGACCAGUUCUCAGAGUACUGUUUGGCGCAGGGGAUCCCAUUGCCCAGCACUGAGCUGAGCCAGGAGGAACGGGAACACCUGAAAGAGUGCUAUGUGUUUGAGGACAGCUUAGAAGCACCAGUCUUGGUCUUUUUCCCACUGGAGUGUGAUACCUUCCAAAAAUACAAGGCACCAAAUGUGGAGCGCAGCCCCUCAGAGAUGGAGCAGGGGAGAGUGAAUGUGUCCAAAUGUGAUGGCCCCUAUAGCACUGGUCUGCUUACAUAUACUGAAGAGAACUUCGACAAGUUGGUGAACCUGUGCAACUACAACAUCCUGAAUAAUAAACAUUCAAUUCUCCAGGCUUUGCGAACUGCGGUGGAACGAAGAAAGCAAUUUAAAAACUGCUCAUCGCCUCAGCCGUCUAAACUUUCUUGA
Molecule: messenger RNA, 2310 nt
Organism: Mesitornis unicolor (brown roatelo)
Lineage: Eukaryota; Metazoa; Chordata; Aves; Mesitornithiformes; Mesitornithidae
Product: cytosolic phospholipase A2 epsilon-like
Exons: 17
Coding region: 16-2310 (764 amino acids)
Biological process (GO): glycerophospholipid catabolic process
Cellular component (GO): cytosol
Molecular function (GO): calcium ion binding; calcium-dependent phospholipid binding
Source: RefSeq, a predicted model, not a curated record